Messenger RNA from Linum tenue, 5221 nucleotides. The record is from the annotation of a GenBank genome assembly. NCBI's taxonomy places the organism in Eukaryota, Viridiplantae, Streptophyta, Magnoliopsida, Malpighiales, Linaceae.
UGGGAAAGACGAAAAAGGCCAAGUAGUUCACCGAAACAACGAGAACACCACAAAGGGAUAGAUAGAUUUCUCAGAAAGCGCCAAACUUGAACGCUCAAAGCGUGUACAUGGAAGCUGCGAGCCUGCGAUGCUACUUCGCUUCCUCAAGCUGAAGUUAUGCAACACAGUAGUAGUAGACCAACUGCGAGUCUCGGACUUGAAGAACUCUGCAACGAUUCCACACGCUUUUCGCUGAACCCUUCGAACUUCCGUCAUAUUCCUUACUUUGUUACUACCGGCUUCUCCAUCAGAUUGUCUGGAUAAGAUGUUUCUCGUGCCCACCAUCUGUUCGACGAAAUUUCACCAGACCACUCCUCUGCAUUUCUUCAGGUACAGCGCCUGCUCAAUUUACACAAAGACUCCCACUUUCUGUGUCACUUCGCUGGGCGGAAGCUACCCACCGAAGAGGGGGGCUCUUUCUCCGCAUAAUUGUUCCAGUAAGUUGAAUUUCUCCAGUGGGGGUUGGUUGUCGGAAUGGAAUAGACCUAAAAAGGAUAGUCGACCAAAGCCUCCCAAGGCUGCUUUAGAUUACGCUAGCGAUGAAAAUCACAAUGGUGGGAGUGGGGGUGGUAGGGGGAGUACUAUGGAGAGGAUUGUGGAGAAACUGAAGAAACAUGGGUAUGCCAAUGAUGGUGAUGAUCGCGAUGAUAGUGAUGAGAAGACUGAGAAAGUUAGAGAGAGAGUGAUAGAGAAAGGAAGUGUGGAGGAUAUAUUCUACAUAGAAGAAGGGAUGUUGCCAAAUCCACAAGGUGGGUUCUCGAAGGAAUCGCCUUUAGGGAUAGAGAGCGUGUUCAAGACGAGCGAUGGGGAGAUUCGAUUCCCAUGGGAGAAGCCGAAAAAGGACGAGGAGGAGGGGAAGUGGAGUGCUAAAAAGGAGAGCAGGACAUUGUUUGCAGAGCUGACAUUGCCCCAGUCAGAGUUGAGGAGGUUGAGGAACUUGACUUAUCAAACAAAGAGCAAGACUAGGAUUAAGGGCUCAGGAGUUCCUCAGGCCAUCGUGGAUGCCAUUCGAGAGAAGUGGAAAUCUUCUGAAAUUGUGAAGAUCAAAGUAGAGGGAGCAUCUGCUCUUAACAUGAGACGGAUGCAUGAGAUACUUGAGAAAAAAACUGGUGGCAUGGUGAUUUGGAGGUCGGGCUCCUCAAUCUCGUUAUAUAGGGGUGUUAGCUAUGAGGUUCCUGGGUUUCAACAGAAACGAAUUUUAACGAAAACUAGAGAAUCCACAAAGCCCUUGCAACCAGUUUCCAGUAACCAUCUUGCUUUCCCCUCAACCCAUACUGAGAAUGAAGUUCCUGCGUCUCCUCCGACCUCAGAUUUCCCCAUUGAGGAGGACAAGGAGCUAGGCAGAGAAAUAUCAUCAUCAGAAGUAAGCUACGAAACAGAAAUAGACAAACUGUUGGAAGGUCUUGGUCCAAGGUACGCAGAGUGGGCAGGAUGUGAUCCAUUGCCCGUGGACGCAGAUAUGCUUCCCGGUAUCGUUGCUGGAUAUCAACCUCCUUUCAGGAUACUUCCUUAUGGAGUCAGAUCUUCACUUGGACAUAAGGAGGCUACUUCCUUACGUAGACUUGCCCGGUUUCUUCCCCCGCAUUUUGCUCUAGGCAGAAACAGGAACCUCCAGGGCUUGGCUGUGGCCAUGAUCAAAUUAUGGGAGAAGAGUUCAAUCGCAAAGAUAGCUCUGAAGCGUGGCGUGCAGCUAACCACCAGUGAAAGGAUGGCUGAAGAGAUUAAGAAACUGACAGGGGGCAUACUGCUUUCGAGAAACAAGGACUUUCUAGUUUUCUAUAGGGGAAAGAACUUUCUAUCACCAGAUGUCACCGAAGCGUUGCUAGAACGAGAGAUGCUGGCGAAAUCGUUACAAGACGAAGAGGAGCAAGCGCGAUUAAGAGCAUCAGCCUUUGUAAUACCAAGUUCUGAUGCAGGAGAGCUAGUGGCAGGAACUGCUGGCACCCUCGAGGAGACUUUGAAUGCACAUGCAAGGUGGGGAAAAAGGUUGGAUGAUCAGCAUAAGGAAAAAAUAAGGAGACAGGGUGAAUUAGAGAGGCAUACCACCAUUGUCAGGAAGCUUGAAAGGAAGCUCAAAUUUGCUGAGAAGAGGCUGACGAAGGCUGAACAAACCUUGACAAAGGUGGAAGGCUAUCUGAAACCAUCUGAUAGACAGGCAGAUCCAGAAAGUAUAUCAGAUGAGGAGCGAUUCAUGUUCCGCAAGCUUGGUUUGAAGAUGAAAGCUUUCCUUCUUCUAGGAAGACGUGGGAUUUUCGAUGGAACAGUGGAGAACAUGCACUUGCACUGGAAAUACCGCGAAUUGGUGAAGAUUAUGUUGAAGGCUAAGAAUUUUGAGGAUGUCAAGAAAAUUGCACUAGCACUAGAAGCUGAAAGUGGAGGUGUCCUAGUUUCAGUUGAUAGAGUCUCCAAAGGAUACGCUAUAAUCGUAUACCGCGGCAACGACUAUAAGCGACCUUCCUCAUUGAGACCAGGGAAUCUAUUGACCAAGCGAAAGGCUCUGGCUCGUUCGAUCGAGAUCCAGAGGCGUGAGGCUCUACUGAAGCAUGUUUCGGCUCUAUACACAAAGGUGGAGACUUUGCGAGCUGAAAUUGAACGAAUGGACAUUGUAAAAGACAAUGGAGAUGAGCAGCUGUACGACAAAUUAGAUUCCGAGUAUCCAACUGAUGAUGAUGAUGAUGAAUCCGAUGAUAUCGAGGAAUUAGGAGGUGAAGCAUAUCUUGAGUCAUAUGAGAGUGACAGCGAUCUUGAUGGUAGUGGAGGUGAAGUAGAUGGCAGAAUGCAGACCAUCGAUGACGAAACCAGCUUCCAGUACACAGUGCAGAAUAAAUUGGAAUCUCAAUCCGAGCCCGAACCUGAGGAAGUCCAUACCCUCUUCCUGAAAACCCUCAGCAAGCCCCUCAAACGCCAGCUUCUUCCUCGUUUCGUCACCGCACUCUUGGAAUUACCCGGGCGCAACGACGCGUAUGCACGCCAACUGUUCGACGAAAUACCCCAGUGCACAGACCAGUUCCUCUGGACGUCCGUCAUACGUUACCAUGUCCGUCACGCUCGUUGCACUCAAGCCAUCGUCUUGUACGCCGAAAUGCAUCGCACGGGAGUCCCUCCUUCUCGUUUCACCUUCUCUUCGGUGCUCAAUGCGUGUGCUCGACUUCCCGCUAUCUUGGAAGGCAAGCAAGUGCACAAAAGGCUGAUCCAGUCCGGUCUUCUUCCGAACAACAAGAUAGUCGAAACUACAUUGCUCGAUAUGUAUGCGAAAUGUGGCUUUCUCGAUGACGCUCGAAGCAUCUUCGAUGCAAUGGUCCACAAGGAUUUAGUUGCUUUUACUACUAUGAUCUGCGGCUACACCAAAAUGAGCAGGAUGAGUGAGGCACGGCUUUUGUGUAAUACCAUGAAGGAGCAUAAUGUGGUUUCCUGGACUGCGAUGGUGGCUGGCUAUGCAAACUGUGGUGACAUGCGAGCAGCUAGAGAGCUGUACGAUGAGAUGGGCGAGAAGAACUCGGUUACUUGGGUGGCAAUGAUAGCAGGAUAUGGCAAGUGUGGUGAUGUGAAGGAGGCUAGAAGUGUGUUUGAUUGUGUACGAGAGACGGAAGAUGCUUCCUGUUGGGCUGCAAUGGUGGCGUGUUAUGCACAAAAUGGAUGUGCUAAGGAAGCUAUUGAUAUGUACAUGGAGAUGAGAGCAAGAGAAGUUAAAAUCAGUGAUGUCGCUAUUGUAGGAGCUCUUUCUGCUUGUACUCAGCUUGGAGAUGCUGAAUUGGCCACCACAUUGGCUGCAGAUGUUGGCCGACUAUGUCGUGGACGAGGGGUGUUCGUGUGGAAUGCUCUAAUCCACAUGCACGCAAAAUGCGGUUCCUUGGACUUAGCCCGGAAAGAAUUCAAUGCAAUGAAGGAGAGAGACGUAAUCACUUACAGCACAAUGAUCACAGCCUUGGCAGACCAUGGCCAGUCUCAGGAAGCUCUGAGCAUGUUCCAACAAAUGCAAAAUGAAGGGCUGAGGCCGAAUGAGGUUACCUUUAUCAGCAUUCUCAAUGCCUGCAGCCAUGGAGGUCUCGUCAAGGAAGGAUGCGAGAGCUUCGAGCUCAUGACUUCUGUGUUCGGGAUCAGGCCUCUGGCUGAGCACGUGACUUGCAUGGUGGAUCUUUUGGGCAGAGCUGGGCAACUCGAAAGAGCUUACAAUCUUGUAAUGGAGAAUGUGGAGUUGGCCAAUGAUCCAGGAAUCUGGGGUGCUUUCCAUGCAGCUUGUAGGCUUCAUGGUGAUGUAGAAAUGGGUGAAAUGGCAGCCAGGAAACUGGGGGAGAUGGAUCCUGAAGACCCCGGGAAUCAGGUUGUUUUGGCUAGUGGCUACGCUUCGAAUAGUGAUUGGCAAGCUUCUGAGAAGGUGAGGAAGAUGAUAAGUGGAAAAGGGACGAAGAGAUCCCCUGGAUGUAGCUGGAUUUCAGGUUGAUGACCAUCGUCAAAAUGCUGAACAGGUGGUGGCGAAUGGUUGCGUUAUUAGAUCCAUGGGUGCAUGGGUUCGUAGGUUGUGUUAAGGAUAGGUUCGUGGAUCCAUAAGUUAAGUUAUAAUGGCUAAUGUUUGAAAAGUUUAGAGAAUAAAUUGUAAAUGGCAGAGGUGGAUUAGUUUGUCAAAUGGCUACCAGAAUGUAUUUCUCUGUUAUCCAGACUGAACGGGCAGAAUUACAUUGACCUGUUCAGCUGAAAUUAUAGAUAACUGCAAAUGGUUUCUGUAAACAGGUUUUUGGCUGGCUGAGGUUGCUCCGAAGCAAGCUUCCCAAUAGAACAGGAGGCGCAGUUGCUGUUUGACUGAUGCAUCUAUCUCACAUUGUCCAUUGAGGUGGCCAGGGAAGAUCAUCAACUCCAACAAUCUUCUGCAACUCUGUAAACCGAAACCGAACCAAAAAAAAAAAAAAACAUCAAUGUUCCAUGAAACAACAGUGAGAGGCUGCUUACUUACCUCCAGUAUCUCAGGAUUUUGCAUCAUAGUUCCAAGAGCACGACGGAUCAGUCCCAAGCUAACCACCGGUAGAUUUGACACAAAAGGUCCUAUUCGAUCUCUUUUUAUUAUGAGCCAAUGCAAAGCAAGGAAGGAGUAACUAAAGUUCUUGGUAGACAAAAAGAUGUGUACAUUUUUAUUGCAGUAAACUUUUGGUAGUUGUUUCGUUGGGAGAGAGACAAGAAUAUACGAUGA